Molecule: messenger RNA, 765 nt
Organism: Zasmidium cellare ATCC 36951
Lineage: Eukaryota; Fungi; Ascomycota; Dothideomycetes; Mycosphaerellales; Mycosphaerellaceae
Exons: 4
Coding region: 1-765 (254 amino acids)
Source: RefSeq, a predicted model, not a curated record
AUGCCUUACGCUUUGAAAGGAAGGAAUGUUCUCAUUACUGGAGGCUCCAGAGGCCUGGGUGCGGUGAUAGCCAGAAAGUUCGCCGCCGAAGGCUCGAAUGUUGCCAUCAACUACGCCAAUAACGAAGGGCCCGCCCAAGAGCUCGCGAAAGAACUCGAAUCCAAAUCCAGCGUAAAGACAACCGUGAUCAAAGGCGACGGCGGCAAAGUCGAAGACAUCCAAAACUGCGUCCGCCAAACCAUCAAAGCCUUCGGCGGCCUCGACAUCAUCAUCGGCAACGCCGGCUUCACCAAAUUCUCCGAUUUCAAAGACCUGGACGCCAUGACCUAUGAGGAAUGGGACAAGUGCUGGAAUACCAACGUCAAAGGCAAUCACGCGAUUCUCAAAGAGGCCCUGCCCACGUUCAACAGCAAUCCCGAUGGCGGCGUGUUCAUCAUGACGAGCUCUGUCGCUGGGAAGAGUCUGAGCGGGAGCAGUAUGGCGUACAGCGUCACGAAGGCUGCGCAGAUCCAUUUGAUGAAGUGUUUGGCGAAUACACAGGGUCCAAAGGUUAGGAUCAAUGCGGUUUUGCCGGGUUUGCUUUUGACAGAUUGGGGAAAUCUCUAUGGAGAGGAGAGGAUCAAUGCUUUGAAGAACGCCGCAGCGCUGAAGAAGGAGACCGACUUGGAGGAAUGUGCUCAGGCAUUCAUUGAUCUUGCGCAAAAUACGUCUAUUACUGGACAGGCGGUUCAUGUUGAUUCUGGUCUUGUGGUCGGCCACAUGUAG